Molecule: messenger RNA, 3312 nt
Organism: Fomitiporia mediterranea MF3/22
Lineage: Eukaryota; Fungi; Basidiomycota; Agaricomycetes; Hymenochaetales; Hymenochaetaceae
Exons: 6
Coding region: 1-2772 (923 amino acids)
Source: RefSeq, a predicted model, not a curated record
AUGGGAAUCCCGGACCGUUACGGCGGAACUAUGGAUAUAUGCGCUGUGGAGAAAAUAUUAGUCAGCUCACCUGGAUCACACGUCAUUUCCCUGUCACGUCGGCAUGGUCCCAUCGGGUCGCGUUCAUUUAAUUUUCAGCCUCAUUUUCUGGUUUCUCCUCCCUUUGUCUAUGCUGGAUUCGGCAUCGGAUGUCUGGCCAGGGAGACGCGUCGAUGGGCAGCGCCAGACGGCCGAGGAAUUGAGAGGCCUGCCUGGGAUAGAAAUCCGGCUGGAGCGAGCUCCGAGGCGACGUCUACGUUACAUAGACUCCUGCCUAAUUGGGAAUCGAGGUCAGCCGCCCUGUCGCGCGUAAUGUCCAUACUAGUCAUCCUAUCCCGACAGCUACCACUGCACAGCACAUCCCGACCGCCAGGCAUGGCGACACCCUCCUCAUCGGGAACCUCGCCCUCGCCUGCCCUCUCGUUCGCACUCCCCGCGACCGCGUCCGAAAAUUCUACGGACGAGCCCAACGAUGUUGACCAGGCCGAGCGUGAAGAGCGAAGAAAGAAGUUGCUGGCGCGAAUGGAGUUUGCUAAGCCUGCUGGUACCGGUGCGUUGAACGUGCGCCGCGUCGUGCGCGGUCAUCGUGUGUGGUCGCGAUAUGCACGGAAUGUGCCCUUGACGGAAUACGUUCCGCUCGUGGCAAUCUUUCCUGGACUCCUCUCCUCUCUGAUACAACUGGCGCGUCGCCUUAGUGCUUCCUGCCUGUCUGUACUCGUCGCGCCGUGCAGCGGACGCGCCCGGCGUUCCGCAGACAUCGGUCCAUCAGUUGGCUGGGCACGCAUCACGCGUGCCCUUCGUUCCACGCUCGCCCUCGCGUCCUACAAGACAAGACACAACGUUGCCAACGUUCCACUGCGCAACCUCGAGGCGCAGGUCGCCCAACGCGGUCACAUUAAUAUUAAUAAUCAGCCCACUGGCCAAGCAUCGCCAUCUCUAUUUCCAGCCACAUUUGCAAAUGAUAAGAAGCGCAAGGCUACGAAUACCGCAAGCAACACGGGCUUCUACAGCAGCCCUCUUGCUCAGGGAUCCAGUAGCUACAGUAUGGGCAGACCUGGUCUCGGCACGAGUUCUUCGUCCUCAAAUAUGGGUAUGACAACUGCACAUUCGAGCUAUACGUUCCCUCCUCCUAGCCCCGGCAUGUCUUCUGGCCCCUCUAACCCCUCCAGGAGUCUCUUCGCGUCUAUUCUUUCUUUACCACCAGCGAAGCGCGCUCGCACCAUCCAUAAUCCCGAUGCGCCUCUUGUUCCUCCACCGUCGCCACCCCCUCAGGCGCAGAGCAAACGAUCGCCAAAGAAGAGCACCAAGAAAGGGAAGGAACCUGCGGGAAGUGGCAAAGGAAGGGCCGUUGAUAAGAAAGGGAAGGGUAAGGGUAAGGAAAGAGAAAAGAAAGGCGCGUCAGGGAGGGGCAGAGCAAAUUCGAUUAGCAGCAUACAUACACACUCAAGCUUCAGUGCGGAAACGGAUAACGUGAACGAUACAGAUAUGAAGGCGGCGGAAACGCUAACGGAUCUGCUCUUCUCACGCACUACUGGAACGGCGAGCCCGCGCUCGUCAUUUUCGGCUCCGACGAGUGCAAGUAGAACAGCGCCAGCCGGUCCGACUAUCGGUGCUCACUCACUUUCCAAAGCCUCCUCUGCGUCUUCUGUUGCUGCUGGUGCUGGUUCUCAAUCCGGAUCCCACGUGCGGACUGCAAGUAAUGCAAGUACCGCUUCAGUUAGCACUAAUAUCAUGGAACGCGAUCAUCGCGCUUCCCCUGGUGCGGUGAAGAUGGAGACGCGUCGUUCAGCAACUCCUACAGUAACCCCUCGUCUCUCUACCCGAACAGCGCCCGGCCUAUCUGUAGGGGGCUCACUAAGCGCGCAGGCGACUCAUGUGUUUGGUGCGCCCGUGCCUUCAGGACAGCACUCUGCGGACAGCGAGGCCGCGGACCUCAUGCUCCUGUUGGCAAACAGUCCUUCUCCCGCUCGUCCUACUGUUCCACGUGAUCAUGAUAUCACUCGGAACGCGUACGCAGCUGGGCGCGUACUGUUCCCGUCAGGAUCAAACGGUAGUGGUCAAGCCUCCGAACUAGGGAGUGUUGGCAGCCGAAGCCUAACACGUAGCAUGGGCGGAAGUAGUCUCAGUGGAGAGAGUGCGGAGAUGAUAAGAGAAAAUGAGCAAAGAGCUUGGUCGGACACCGCGACCACUCCUCCGUCAUCACAAGGAGAGGCUUCACCACCGCAUAUACCGAAGACAGCUAUCGGACCUCCAACACCAGAGCAAAAUGACGGACCAACCGCAUCACCCGAUUCGCGUCCUUCGAGUUUAUCACUUGGACAACUACUUCCCUCUCCUCCGUCAUUACCGCAGACCGGUCCACAGACACCUGCACCUGCAUUCCGCUUGACUGAUUAUAUCAAUGUAACCCCGUCUCCAGCAGCUCCCGCAUCUGCCUCGCAAACUUCUGCUGUACCUCAUCCAAGCGCAUCCUCUCAGCCUUUCCCAUCGUCCUUGGGGUCUGGACCAUCCGGUCGCUUUGGAUCAACUGUUUCCGUGUCAUCUCCGCUGCGGAAGAGUUUUGACCGUGAUAGCGUCGGACUCGGUAUGAGCGGACGGAAGCUAUUUGAAGAUGAGCCUGGAGGUGCAGACAUGGGUGGUGGUGCUGGCGGUACAGCAAAAAGGAUGCGUUUUGGAGAAGAUGUGGAUGGAGCGAAUUCAUUAGGUUCCGGUAUUGAUCUGGUGCAAACAUAAAGCGGUACAUAUGCAUGAGUUGACUGUCGGCUGAGGCUUGUUAUGCCUAUGUGCCUCGCCACGUCUCAGUACUGCCGCGACAUGUGCAUAUAUGCACAUAUAAUCGUUUUGCCUUGCUGCCUCCAACGGUGAACUGUAACGAGCAGGAGCUAGGUUACCAUUUGUGUCGAUUCGACUCAGGAAUGGGUCUUCAUCGCGUUUUAUCGAUUUGUUCGUAUUCCAUUCUAUGCCGCAACUUAUGGUGCAGGAUAGGUUUCGGUCUUUCAAGCAAACACAUGCUGAAUUUCGACAUGUAUUAUCAUCAUCCAGUGGCAAACUUCUCGCUCUUUCUUGCUUGCGUGCCACUCUCGAUUAUAUCUCUAUCGUCUAUUUGAUAUUAUCCAUUCCUUGUUUUCUUUUCUUCGAUUUUUUGUUUGUGCUAUCCCGCGUUCCUUAUUACUUGGUCUAUCUUGCCCUUGGUUUUUCCUUCUUCCCUCCUACCUUCAGUUAUCUUCUUUUAUAUCUCUCCUUCUCUUUCUCUUCUAAAUUUCCUGUCUCCCG